Hemicordylus capensis (graceful crag lizard) is the source of this 5515-nucleotide messenger RNA. It is a transcript of the gene ADAR, whose product is annotated as adenosine deaminase RNA specific. Gene Ontology annotation, cellular component: cytoplasm; nucleolus. The coding region runs from base 640 to 3447 and encodes 935 amino acids. Gene Ontology annotation, molecular function: double-stranded RNA binding; double-stranded RNA adenosine deaminase activity; tRNA-specific adenosine deaminase activity. Lineage: Eukaryota; Metazoa; Chordata; Lepidosauria; Squamata; Cordylidae. Gene Ontology annotation, biological process: adenosine to inosine editing; RNA processing. The record is from RefSeq and is a predicted model, not a curated record. The transcript is spliced from 14 exons.
GGAGGUGGCUUUGAGGACUGGCACCGCCAGCAGGUCCUCUUCCUCAACGGACAGCUCCCCGAAGCGCCCCUGCAGCCAGCGCCGAAGCCCCCCGUCCGCCAGGGCUACUGCCGCGUGCCCAGGAUCCCCACCCCAGCCGCUCCCCCCCCAUACAGGCCCAGCAGUUGGGGUGCCGCCCGGACCCCUCCCCGUCGCAGCUGGCAGGAGCCGCAGCAGCCUUUCCAGCCCCGGCCGAGGUACGGCGGCCGAAACCCGAGGAGCGGCGUCGACUGGCUCGUCUCGGACUUCCAGGGGCUGACGUUAGCCGGCCGAGACCUUGGGCCGAGACUGCUGGAGCUUUUAGGACAGCUCAGGCCGGGGGAGAGCGUCUCGGCUCGCCACCUGGCCCGCCAACUCGAGGUCAAGAAGAAGGAGGUCAACCAGCAGCUCUACAGGCUCCUUGAGCGAGGGCAGUUGAGCAAGGCGGGCGAGACCCCUCCGCUGUGGCGCUUGGCAGGCGGUCCUGAUCCCCGGCGCGCCGUGAGAGGGGGAAGCUCCGCCGGGCAGAGAGCGCCCUUCCGGUUUCCAGCUCCGGGGGCCGCAGGGGGAGGAGGAAGCCGCUCUGCCUCGGACUCGGAGGACGGCCCCGACCCCGCCACCAUGGCCGAGCUCAAGGAGAAGAUCUGCAGCUUCCUGUUCGACGUCGCGGACUCCACGGCGCACAACCUGGCCAAAAGCAUCGGCCUGUCGAAGGCCAGGGACGUCAACGCCACCCUGGGGACCCUGGAGAAGAUGGGGGAGGUGCACCGGGAGAACACGGCCCCCCCCAAGUGGUCCCUCACCGACCACAAGCGCAAGCGGAUGCAGCUCAAGCAGAAGGCCGAAGAGGUCCGGGAGGCGGCCCCCCCGGACCCGGACCCCAAGCCCCCCGCCCCCUGCCUGGGAGCAGAGCUGCCUGCCAGCGUGCCGGCUCCUCCUCUUCCUUCGCCCUCGCCGCCGCCGCCGCCUCCCCCACCGCCGUUGCUAGAGGACGAGGAGGAGAAAGUUGAGAACGGGCAGCAAGCGGCGGAGUCCACGGAGCCGGGCGACGCCUCUCCCCCCGCCGCCCCCCCACGCAGCAAGCGGGCCCGCUACCACUGGUUCCCCAACUACGACAACUUCGAGAACGGCAAGUGGGCCACGGACGACAUCCCGGAGGACCUGAAUGCCAUCACCCACCAGGACGAGUCGCGCUGCAUCAUGGAGUCUCCGCUGUCGCCCAGCUACGCCGCCCAGUUCGACACGGCCUUCCUGUGCACCCCCUUGGAGAAGCUCGUGGCCUGCCAGAAAAAGAACCCCGUCAGCGGCUUGAUCGAGUACACCCAGUACACGUACCAGAACUGCGCGUUCGUCUUGCUGAAGCAGAGCGGCCCCUCACAUGAGCCACGGUUCAAGUUCCAGGCCGUAAUCGACGGCCGCCGAUUCCCCCCGGCGGAGGCGGGCAGCAAAAAACUGGCCAAGCAGGAGGCCGCGGCCAACGCCAUGAAGAUCCUGCUGUACGAAGUGGAGCACGAAGGGGAGGACGGCAUGGUGCUGGAGAAGCCCUCCUACGAGGAUACCUCCUCCAACGAAGCAGAGCUGGCCGAGGAAGCCGAGCCGGAGCCUGCCUCCACGACGCCCCAGCUCACCCUGCUCUCUGGGAAGAACCCCAUCAGUGCCCUGAUGGAAUAUGCACAGAAGUCGGGAAGCGUCUGUGAAUUCCAGCUCCUCUCCCAGGAGGGGCCGCCCCACGAUCCCAAGUUCAAGUACUGCGUGAAGGUGGGCGAGUGCGUCUACCCAGCCGUCGUCUCGAACAGCAAGAAGGGAGCCAAGCAGAUGGCGGCCGAGGUGGCCAUGAGGGGCCUGUCUGGGGACACCGGCGCCUCGCUUGAACAGCUGGAGGGCCAGAGCGAGCCGCUCCCCGAGGUACCUGGCGGCCCGGCGGCGAAUGUGGACGAGACCAAGGCGGCCAGCCCCCAGGGCGUCGGGGAGCUGAUCAAGUACCUGAACUCCAACCCAGUCAGCGGGCUGCUCGAGUACGCCCGGGCCAACGGCUUUGCUGCCGAAUUCAAGCUGAUCGACCAGACUGGGCCGCCCCAUGACCCAAAAUUCGUGUUCCAAGCCAAAGUGGGCGGCCGCUGGUUCCCGGCUGUCACUGCCCACAGCAAGAAGCAAGGCAAGCAGGAAGCAGCUGACAUGGCCCUCCGGGUGCUGAUUGGGGAGACGGAGAAAGCCGAACACGCCGAAGGGAUGGCCAUCGCAGAGCUGCCCGUCAGCGGAAGCACCCUGCACGACCAGAUCGCCAUGCUGAGCCACCAGCGUUUCAACGCGCUCACCGCCCGCAUCCAGCACAGCUUACUGGGGCGCAAGAUCCUGGCCGCCAUCAUCAUGAGGCGAGGGCAGGAGGGCCUGGGGGUCGUGGUGAGCAUCGGGACAGGUAACCGCUGCGUGAAGGGGGAAGAGCUGAGCCUCAAGGGGGAGACGGUGAACGAUUGCCACGCGGAGAUCAUUGCCAGAAGGGGCUUCAUAAGGUUUCUGUACAACGAGCUCACGAAGUACGACCCCUCUGCCCCAGACGACAGCAUCUUCCAGCCGCUCGAAGACGGCAAGCUCAAGAUCAAGGACGACGUCACCUUCCACCUCUACAUCAGCACGGCGCCUUGUGGGGACGGGGCUCUCUUUGACAAGUCCUGCACUGACCAGGCCAACACGGCGGGCGAGAGUCAGCACCAGCCCCUCUUCGAGAACCCCAAGCAGGGGAAGUUGCGGACCAAGGUGGAGAACGGAGAAGGAACGAUCCCCGUGGAAUCGAGCGACAUCGUGCCAACCUGGGACGGGAUCCAGCACGGCGAGCGGCUCCGGACCAUGUCCUGUAGUGACAAAAUCCUGCGCUGGAACGUGCUGGGUCUGCAGGGGGCGCUGCUGUCGCAUUUCUUGCAGCCAGUCUAUCUCCGCUCCGUCACGCUGGGCUAUUUGUACAGCCAGGGCCACCUGACCCGUGCCAUCUGCUGCCGCAUGUCCAGGGACGGCAGCACCUUCCAGGCGGGGCUCCCCGAGCCAUUUCACGUCAAUCACCCAGAGGUUGGCAGAGUCAGCGUCUACGACUCCGCGAGGCAGACAGGCAAGACCAAGGAGUCCAGCGUGAACUGGGCCCUGCCUGACGACAACGACGUCGAAGUCCUGGACGGGACGAAAGGCAAAGUCGACGGACCAAAACUGGACAUGUCCCGGGUCUCCAAGCGGAGCCUCUUUGCCCUUUUCCAAUCGCUGUGUGCCAAGCUGGAUCGCAAAGGCCUGGAGAAGCUCACCGUCUACUCGGAGGCCAAGGAAGCGGCCACCGCCUACCAGAGUGCCAAGCAGAGCUUCUUCUGGGCGCUGCAGGAGAUGGGCUACGGCAGCUGGAUUUGCAAGCCCCAGGAGGAGAAGACCUUUGGCCUGGCCGAAGUCUAGCCAGCCGGGCGUCCCUUCGUGGCUGGCGGGGGAAGGGAGGGUGGGGUGGUUUUUUUUUGGUUGGUUUUUUGUUUCUUUCCAGUGGAAGCAGGGAUAUUAUUUUAGGGUGGUGGAUUUUCUGAGGCCUUCCUUCCAAAUCAAUUGACAGCACGUUUUAACUCGGUUGGGAGGGAGGGAGGGAACUCCUCCCCCCUGUGUUUAAAUUCCCACCCACCCCUUUUUGGCAAACGUUGCAAAGGUGUGAGUGUGCGCACGAGAGAGAGAGAGAGAUCCACCAGCAUUCACCCUUGUCUGUGACCCCCUGAUUCAGGAGGCUGCCCUCCCAUUCCACCCCACCAGUUCCUGGCUUGUACAGAAAAUCCACUCUUUGAAAUACCCUUGAUUUUUCAAGCUGUGAAUCGGGGCACUGUCUGAGCGGCACUGUCAGUCUUUCCCGCAGCUGUCCUGCCCUGCCUGGAUUGCUGGAGGAGGUCACAGGACCCCUUUCUUCUUUCACUGAGCUGGGGGGUGCGCUGCCGUUCCCUCCCCGCUGCCCCUUUCGUCUCCCAAUUCCUCGGGGCCCCAGCACCGUUGCCUGUCACCAGCAGGCCGUGCUGACGUUUCUACUGGUCAGCCCCCAACCCUGAAGCCGUGGCGUGGGGCCCAGGUGCAAGGCGGAAGCCCAUUCCCCAGCCUCCCCCAACCGCAUUCCAGCCUGUCUCAAACUCCUUGGUCCUUGCCGGCUUUUUCUUUUUCACCGGGCUCUCGUUCUGGGUGCCAGGUGUGCACUGACAGCUGUCGUCUUCAGGCUGCCUUGACUUCCCAGAUGGGGUGCAGCCCGCGGGCCCUACCUCCUUCCCCCCCUCCGCUGAGCUUCCAUCGAAAGGCAAUUCAGAAGGCCUUCGGGGGGCGGUGGAUCCAGGCACUGUCCUUUUGAGUGAGGGGCGGCGUCCAUAUUCCUCCUCCCCACCCCCCCGGCCAGGCCAGGGCGUUAGAAAGGCUCUUGACGGAAGCCGGGGAGGGUUGCGCUGAGCGCUGCAGCAGCUGGAAGGGGCCGGUGGUUCGCUUGUGCCUGUGGCACUGCAGACUGACUCACGCGCCCAGUCGAUGAGAAUCCUGUUCUGUCUUCUUCGUCUUCGCCUGUGGGAGAGCUCUGCUGCGGCCUCCGCCCCCCCACAAAGAGGACUUUUGAGGGGGAGAAAGGUCCCUCUUGUUUACCCCCCUCACUCCUGCGUCCUGUGGUAAAACCGCCGGGAUUAAGAGCGAGGAAGGUCCCUGCCCAUCGAAAACUAAGCUGGCAGGAAGCAGGCCAUGCUGGUUCCCUCCAGGCUAGCUUUCUGUCUGUGGGGAGGUCUCUGUGUGUGUGUGUGUACAGCUUAGCGUUCAGUUCGGCAAGGGUCCCUCCUUGCUGGCCUCUUCAGGUGCGGUUGGCACAGACGAGCCUGUGGCUCUCUGAGGGAGAGGUGUCCAGCUAGCAACUGCCAACACGCGGAGGAUGUGGUGUUUUUUCUGCCCCUCACCCCCAGCAAAUCCUCUUUGCACCCGGUUUGGGUUGUUGGCAGCCCCCAAGUUGGCUCUUGGUGAAAUCCUCCCAGCCCCGAUGCUCCCGGCAGCCCCACCUUCAUCCUCUCCAAGGGCAUGUCCGGAAAGGCAGAAUCCCCACAGACUGCUCCAAGGCUACCAUCUCCAUCUCCCCACUUCCCCUUGCAUCCGGGCCGUUGCUGUAGUGGUGUUUCUGGGGGACCCCUCUUUAUGCAGACGCCGUCUCCCACCUGGAGGUCGCCUCUCCUCUCCGUCUUUCUCUCCGCCAUGCUCCCCCAGCGCUCCCCUGCCCCACGCAGUUCAUAAUUCCGCCCCCCACUAGUUGUUGAAGACUCUUAGCGAGCAGAUGUAAAUUUAUUCAUAGCAAAAUCUGACUUCCUUCUCCCCUCUUCUGCCGCCGACACUGUCGUAAUUCAGGUUUUUUUUUCCUCUCUCCCCCCCCCUUUUUUUUUGGUAAGUCUGCUUUUAAGUGCCCCCUCUAGAUACGGUCAUGUUGACAUUUUGAAGACAUCACAUUCCGCCUGAAAUAAAUUUUUUUUUUUCUGUA